AAACAAUUCUCAUAUCAAAACCCCGUUAAUCUAUAAAUUCUCCCUUCCUUUCAUAAUUUUCUUAAUUUAUUGUUUUAAUUAAAGAGUGUUCUUCAUUUCUAUUAUUAAUUGUUGAAAUGGUGAGGGAAACAUCAGAGAAAAGAUACGGAGUUUUGCUAGCAGCAAGAGACUCAGAAUACGUGAACAAAGUGUACGGAGGAUAUUUUAAUGUGUUUAUCGCAGCUUUUGGCGAAGAAGGAGAAAAAUGGGAGUUAUUUAGGGUUGUUGAUGGAGAGUUUCCUGACAUUGAUGAGCUUCACAAAUUUGAUGGUUUUGUAGUUAGUGGAAGCCCUUAUGAUGCUUAUGGUAAUGACUGUUGGAUUCUCAAGCUUUGUUUCCUUUUGCAAACUUUGGAUUUCAUGCAAAAGAAAGUUCUUGGAAUUUGCUUUGGCCAUCAGGUAUUGUGUAGGGCAUUGGGUGGGAAGGUAGGAAAAGCAACAACAGGAUGGGAUAUUGGGCUAAGAAAAGUGAGAAUAGUGAAUGAUAUGCCACCAACUAACUUCCAAACUAACUUAACUGAAAUCCCAUCGUCUCUAUCAAUUAUAAAGAUCCAUCAAGAUGAAGUUUGGGAAGUUCCAUUAGGAGCUGAAGUCAUUGCAUUCUCUGAUAAAAUUGGUGUGGAAAUGUUUUCAAUUGGAGAUCACAUUUUGGGUAUUCAAGGUCAUCCUGAGUACACUAAAGACAUUCUUUUUAAUCUCAUCGACCGCCUUCUUACCAAUAACUCGAUACAGAUUGAUAUUGCUGAGAAUGCAAAGAUGGGAUUGGAAAUAGCUGAACCAGAUAGGAAAUGUUGGGAAAGGAUUUGCGGAAAUUUUCUUAAGGGGAGAUAUAUAGAUUAUUGUUAAAUUUUCAUAGUCUUUGUGAGUGUUCAUGAAUAUGUAUAAUAAUCUUUUUUUUUUUUGAUAAAUAUGUAUAAUAAUUAAUGUCUAACAAUCUCAAGUAUGAUAUGUGGGAAAGGGAAAUAUGGCCCUUGGUAAAAUUAGCCAUCAUCACUAUUGUAAUCAAUGGUUAAACUAUGACUCUGCAGUUUCAUAUAAUGUAAUUUUCAUACUGACCCCCUUACUGAAUAAAUUGAUUUUUUAUAUUUCAUA
Molecule: messenger RNA, 1130 nt
Organism: Mercurialis annua (annual mercury)
Lineage: Eukaryota; Viridiplantae; Streptophyta; Magnoliopsida; Malpighiales; Euphorbiaceae
Product: gamma-glutamyl peptidase 5-like
Exons: 3
Coding region: 117-884 (255 amino acids)
Cellular component (GO): cytosol
Source: RefSeq, a predicted model, not a curated record